Cyprinodon variegatus (sheepshead minnow) is the source of this 2019-nucleotide messenger RNA. RefSeq names its product Usher syndrome type-1G protein homolog (gene ush1ga). Gene Ontology annotation, biological process: sensory perception of sound; sensory perception of light stimulus; equilibrioception. The record is from RefSeq and is a predicted model, not a curated record. NCBI's taxonomy places the organism in Eukaryota, Metazoa, Chordata, Actinopteri, Cyprinodontiformes, Cyprinodontidae. Bases 150 to 1559 code for a protein of 469 amino acids. The transcript is spliced from 4 exons. Gene Ontology annotation, molecular function: protein binding.
ACCCUGCAGAUCAGCAGCGAGUCCCCCAGAUAAACGAAGGGGCCAAAUCGGCCCCGUGUAACAGGACAGCUGCCGCUCCAUGACUAAUAUCAUGGAGGUGGUUGUGUUGAAAGCGAACGGAAUUGCGCACGGUGGACUGAUUCAGCACCAUGGAUGACAGGUAUCAUAAGGCGGCCAGGGACGGCUACCUGGACCUGCUGAAGGAGGCGACAAGGAAAGAUCUGAACGCGCCGGAUGAGGAUGGCAUGACUCCGACAUUAUGGGCGGCUUACCACGGCAACCUGGAAGCUCUGCGGCUGAUCGUGGCCAGGGGAGGCAACCCAGACAAGUGUGACAUAUGGGGGAACACGCCACUCCACUUAGCAGCUGCAAAUGGUCACCUUGACUGCCUUUUCUUCCUUGUGUCCUACGGUGCCAACAUAUGGUGCCUGGACAAUGACUACCACACACCCCUGGACAUGGCCGCCACCAAGAACCACAUGGAUUGUGUCCGCUACCUGGACUCUAUUGCUGCCAAGCAGACCAGCCUUAAUACAAAAAUGAUCACCAAACUAAAGGACCGAGCAUUUCGUGAUGCUGAGCGACGGAUCAAGGAGUGCGCAAAGAUGCAGAAGAAACACCGCAAGCGCAUGGAGAGAAAGUUUCAUAAAGAGGUCUCCGAAGCUUCCGCUUCAGAUGUCAUGAGCUUUUCCAGUUACACUGGCAGCUCAGUUAGCCACAAGCUACGCAACUUCAGCGCAGCCACUGUCAGUGUGCCAUAUUCUCAGGCAACUCUCCAUGCCACAAACCGAGGGAAGACAAAGAUUCAAAAGAAGCUGGAGAAGAGAAAACAAGGAGAUGGGACUUUUAAGAUUUACGAAGAUGGAAGAAAGAGUGUGCGCUCCCUUUCUGGACUUCAGUUAGGAAAUGAUGUCAUGUUUGUUAAACAGGGGACGUACAUCAACCCAAAAGAUAGAGGGCGCCGAAAUAUACGUGAUAUGUUUCCUGGAAAUAAUGAAGAUGCAAUUUCUCGUGCCAUCAGUGAGCCAAACCUUCACAGGUCAGAUGUGGAUUACUCUGAGAUCAGCACAGACUCUGGACAUGAUUCCCUAUUUAAUCGGCCAGGUCUCGGCACCAUGGUCUUUAGAAGGAACUACGUCAGCGGAGGCAUGUUUAACCUCAAUGCUCAAGAAACAACUGGAUCAGGAAAUAAUGUGCGUUUGCGUAGUCGGUUGCAGCAUUACCCGAGUAUAGACAAAGACAGCAUUGGAAGUGCACAAAGCCUGCAGGAAAGAAACAUGGAAGAGUUGCCUUGGGAAGAAGUUGAAAUAGGGCUGGACGAUGACGAUGAGCCUGAUACAAGCCCUCUGGAGGUCUUUCUUGCCACUCUGAGCAUGAGCGAGUUCUAUUCUAUCUUCAAAAGAGAAAAGAUUGAUUUAGAAGCUCUUCUGCUUUGUACUGACCGAGACCUUAGGAGCAUUCAUAUCCCUUUAGGGCCAAGAAAAAAGAUUAUGGAUGCCUGUCAGAGACGAAUGGAGACCAUAGAGGACCCCGACUCCAUUGAGGACACGGAAUUGUAAUGAGAGCGAUGGAUGUUCACUCUACUGCAAAAUGGGGCUAUAUGGAAUCAAUCUGAUAAAAAGACUAAGAAGGAAUUAACAGCUUUUGAAGCAAAAGGAAAUAAGUGGAACAUUUUUUUUUUGCAAUUUCACAGUAUACCAUUCUGUAUAUACUGAGAUAUUGAGUCUAAAUCAAUUCCCCUUUGGGUUUAAUCCACCCACUUUAUGUGCCUCUAUUGUUUGUGCCUGUCCACUUGCUUUAAAAAGGCAAUGUUAAUAUGUUUAAAAUUAUGUGCAUAGACAAAAACCUCAUGUUAGAAUAUUAUACAUUUUCAAGCAUUUACGUUUUUAACACGAUAUGUUUACACACAGAAUGCCAUGUUUGUCUAAAUAUACUUUAGAGGUAAUAAAGGGCCAAAUGUCUAAAAAGACCUCUGCAUUUUAAUGUGGAAUAUGUGAUAUACGUAUGUCCUUUUUAAAG